Molecule: messenger RNA, 8696 nt
Organism: Asterias rubens (European starfish)
Lineage: Eukaryota; Metazoa; Echinodermata; Asteroidea; Forcipulatida; Asteriidae
Product: putative bifunctional UDP-N-acetylglucosamine transferase and deubiquitinase ALG13
Exons: 21
Coding region: 222-3563 (1113 amino acids)
Biological process (GO): protein deubiquitination
Molecular function (GO): cysteine-type deubiquitinase activity
Source: RefSeq, a predicted model, not a curated record
UCCGUGAAACGCGUGCUUCAAACCACACACACGCAUAUUGCGUAUUACAAAAACAUGGCGACAGUUUAGUCAAACAGAAAGCAAAAGCUGUCAGCAUUUAGUUAAUUUGCUCGCCCUUUUCGUUGCUACGUGAUUAUUGUUUUCUGCAUAUUUUAAUUUGUGGGCAACCCAACUUAGGGCAGUCACAUGAGGUCCUUUUGUUGGGUAAUUUACUUGUCACAAUGCGUCGGUUCCAGAGAAUUAUUGAGCCGAUAGACGACUAUUUGUCUUCAGUUGGUUUGUACAGAAAAGUCACCGCGAAGGAUGGCUCCUGCCUUUUCCGUGCAGUUGCAGAACAGGUGUUCCACACUCAAGCUCUUCACGUCAAAGUGCGAGAAGCCUGUAUCCAGUACAUGGAAAACAACAAAGAUCGCUUUGCUCCGUUUGUUGAGGGACCUUUUGAUCAUCACCUCUACAAGCUGAAAAACCCAAAGGAAUGGGCUGGUCAAGUUGAGAUAAGUGCCUUGUCUCUUAUGUACAAGAGAGACUUCCAUGUAUAUCAGGAACCUGGAAUGGGUGCUUUCAACGUAACUCAGAAUGGUUUCCCAGACAAGGUUGUGUUGUGCUUCUCCCAUGGUAACCACUAUGACAGUGUCUUCUCAAGAAAGUUCCAAGAAAACGCAGCCAUUACUCAAGCGGUCAUCUAUGAGAUUUUGUACAAGGAUGUCUUCAAGCUUUCCAAGCAGGUGGAUGAAGCAGUCGACAUCUUAAGAUGCUCCAAUAAGAAACCCAGAAGAGACAGUAAUUGUAGCGCUGAGGGAUUGAAAGAAAGAGACGAUAGAGAGUGCGGAAUAGAAAGGGAUGGGAGAGAUCGUUAUGGGAGAUUUCAUGAAGAGAAGAGACGUCCUCCUCUACCCUACAGGGUUGCCAAGGCAUUGGAUCCAGAGAUUUAUCGGAAUGUGGAAUUUGAUGCAUGGAAUGAGGAACGAAAGGAGCAACAGCAUCAAGAUUUCCUGUUAGCAUCGGGAAUGCAGUACGUACCUGGAGAUAAGUGUCAGGUGUUCCUCGAUGAUCCAAAGAAGAUGUACAAUGCUCACAUCCAAGACGUGCAAUCCUGCAACGGUCCUGUUACUGUUUUCAUUGAAGACUUGGGCGAAAAACACACUAUUCCGAUGAAGAAUCUCCGACCGACUGAUCCAAGUCAUCGACCCUGGAGCCCUCUUAGUGGCAGACACUACAAGAAUCUGACUAGCUACUAUCAUAAGUUCACAAACGGAGUGGCAAGCGAUUCAGAAGUAUAUAGGAUGAAAGCCAAGGCCAUGAGGAAAGUUGGUCCGAUGAUGAGUCAGCCGCCAAAUGUUCCCUUCAACUCUCACUACUCCUCUCCAGCCCCUCCAAACAACUCUCAAGGUUUCGACCACGGUCAACCACACCAGCAUCCACCAUUCAUCCGCCCCUUGAUGCAACACGACAAACAGAGUCCCAGAUCAACUUCUCCCUACCAGAAAGGUAAAGGAAAUGGUCGCUGUAACCACACGAUGCACAACUCCUAUCCAAACAGUAUGGUUCAAGAAGAGUACGAUGAGAAGAGAGCAUUAGAAGAAUCUCUUGCUCUCUUUGAACUUCAAGAGAGAGACUCCAACUCAUUUCCUGCUCUACCGGGACACCAGUCUGGUCGCAUCAACUUGGCAAGUCCAGUUAACCUGUGGGAUAAAUUCAGAAAGGAAGGCAGGAAAAGUGUCUCUCCCAUCCAGAGAAUAAACACACCGUCUCCCGUUGCUAUGUUUGAUGGAAGAGGAAAUUUUGGAGGUGAGAACAUCCAGGGAAGAUUUCAAGACAUGUCUCUUCAUGAUAAUGGAAGAGGUGAUGGGCAAGGUGCACCUAAUUCAGGAAGGAAUCAUUUCAGCAGGGACAACUACCAUACCAAUCAGCAACGGGAGAACACCGCUACCUCCCAUGACUACUCCCCUAACGCUCCAAAGUGGCAUUCUUCCAACUCCACUCUAAGCACCAGUGGGAGUAAUGCCUGCCACUCGGCCGGUAACACCCCAUCCCCGCCAUCGGUUCCCAUGAUGCCUGGCUACAAUGCAGGAGUGCCUAUUGGGAUACCACUCUACCCGAUGGUCAUUCCAUUGACUGAUAAUUUGACUGGACCUGUCAAUGCUUCUGCCACAGCCUCCAGAGACCCAAAUGGCUACGAUCUUCCUUUAUCAGAUGUAUCUACUAUGCGCUACUAUUACAACCUUGGGAUUGAGUAUCACCAUCGCCUCUACCUCUUCCAAAUACAACAGUGGCAACAACAGCAGCAGCAGAGUCAGCAACAGCACCAGCAACAGCAGCUUCCUAUGCAGCAGUCACCAGACCACCCUCCCUGCGCCAUGGUGUCACAGACUCCGCACCAACAGCCAGCCCAACAGCAUGUGAUGCAGACAUCAGUCACCACACAUUACUCCCCGGAGGGUCCUGUUUCUGUUGGUGGUAAUGCUUCUGAGGAGGAGGUGGAUGAAGGUAUGCAACAGAGAGUAUGCGCCUCCAACGGUUGUCAACAAGAUGUGGCUGUGAUUUCCAAUCAGCAGUCGACCUUAUCUUCACCCUACCUGAAGAACAAAGGAAGAGAUCACCUGAAUGGUGUUCAACAACAACAACAACAACAACAACAACAACAACAACAACAACAACAUCAGCAGCUGCCUUUGCCAAUGAACGCUGUAUAUUUCACUUUCCCGCCACGCACCAUUGCUUCCAGCCCUCACGACUCUACUUCAACUCUGGUUCAAGAUCAACAAUAUGUCGAUAGACAGAUCUCAAGAUCUGCUUCACAGCUGAGUUUAGAGGGCCAGCAGCAACAGCAGCAGCAGCAGCAGCAGCAAUGUGAUUCUGAUAAUGUUGUUCUUUCUGCUGUUAAUACCGAUUCCGCAGUAGGUAAUAGUGCGGCGAGAUCUGCAAUGACAACCCCUAUGAGACUCAGCAUGCCGCUGAGAAUCCCCACUCCACGGUCUGAAGAGCACAGCAACAAUGCUCACAUUGAUAAUCGGUCACCUUCUCCAUUCCUUCCAGCUUGUCCUCCCGAGAUCCGAGUCUCCAGUGCUGCCCGGAGUCUGGUCACCCCAACCCGGCGUAAAUCUCCCUUUGAUGUUGUUAGCCCAGGAGUAUUUCCCAUGUCACCCUUCCCAGUUGUUCAAAAUACUAACGCUACUAUUCACCUUCCUCGUUUGUCUCAAACAGGACCCACCCAGUCGUACUACAUUGAGUCCCCAGUCCACCAGCACCUUGCACAACAGCAGCAGCAGCAGCAGCCAACACUGCAACCCCCACCAGCACCCGUAAACACCUUCUUCAACCCACACGCUAAUCCAACGGGCAUUCAAACCGAGCCUUACGCACAUGUGAAUUACCACCCAGCACCACCAGGUAACCUUGGCACCUAUCAGUACCCAGUGCAAGGUCAGUGGCAACCUGCAUUUCCUUAUGGUAGCCCAGUGAAGGUACCCACGGUAGCCUAUGGGCAAAGCCCUCCUGUCACUUUCAUUGCAAACACUGCACCGGCCUCAGCGCCAGCUCUUUACAUACCUGCAACCCACUAAAGAUUAUUUAAAUUCAUGUGUACCUUCCUCCAUGGUUUUGGCAGUCACUUUGAGAAUUAUUGUAAUAACUUGGUGUAUAAGAACUAAUGUUACUUCUCACAAGAGCACUCUUUUAGGUUUCACCGGAACUUUAAAAACUUCCCAAGUAAUAACAGCAUUGAGAAAUAUCAGACUUUUAUCGGAGUUCAGACUUUUUUAUGUCUGUUUGAUGAAAAAAUGAGCUGUUAUUUUCUCAGAUAAUUAUUUAAUUCUUCUCUUUGUCCAAUUCUCUCGUGCUGAGGACACUGUCCCCAAAAGCUACUUCAAGUCUAUAACCCCAAAAGGUUGAAAUUUCAUCAUUUCAACAUACACCUAACAUGUGGUACAGAUUAUUUUGUCAGCAAUUGCUCUUACCCCUGGUUUUUACAUUCUGUUACUGACCGUAACUUUAACUCCAUUGUUAAAGUGCAGCCAUCUUGUUGUGUCUUCCAUGUUUGUUAUAUGUCCAUAGUGAGGCUUGGAGGAAAUUUCAUUCUAUGCUAUGCAAAAUCACUUUGAAGCAAAAUCACUUAAGUUGUUUUAAGUUGAAAUGUUUUCCUGUGGCUGAGGCUGUUAUCUUCAGGGGCAAUAAUGUAGAAUAAGAAGAUGUGUUGAUCUAGCCAUAGCUGUAGCCAAAUCCAUUGAGUCCAAAUUGGCGGCUAUGGCUGAGCUGUAUUCUUCAAAGGCAAUAAUGAAGUAGAAGAAGAUACUGUGGUCUAGCCAUAGCUGAAGCCAAAGCCGCUGAGCUCAAAUUGGUAGCUGAGGCUGUUAGCUUCAGAGGCAAUAAUGUAGUAUAAGAAGAUGCAGUGAUUUAGCCAUAGCUGUAGCCAAAGCCACUCAGCCUAUGGCCAUGUCCAAAUUACCGGCUAUGGCUGAGACUGUUAUCUUCAGAGGCAAUAUUGUAGUUUUAAAAAGUUGCAGUGAUCUAGCCAUAGCUGUAGCCAAAGCCACUCAGCCUAUGGCCAUGUCCAAAUUACCGGCUAUGGCUGAGGCUGUUUUCUCUAGAGGCAAUGUAGGUAUAAGAAGAUCAAGUGAUCUAGCCAUAGCUGUAGCCAAAGCCACCCAUCAAAGUCAGUGAGUACUUAUAUGGCAAAAUGUUACAGGCUUUUACUUUAUGAAAUCAUAUGCAAGGGGUUGGUAUAAAUUAUUUGAAUUGAUGUGAAGUUUUGUGAUUUCUGUAAAUGUGAUAAUAUGGCAACAGAUGGUUCUUAUGGGCUUACUAACUUUAAUCAUUUUUUUUCCUUUCAAUUAUUGUGGUGGAUGGUGUUGUAUUAACAAGAAAAAAUGUAACUUUAUCUGUUACCCUGGUGUUUUAAACAGAUUUAUAAAACUCCAAAGAAACGGGACAACAUUCCUGAAAUAAAUUUGACCUUUUUUCAAUGACAUGCAAAACAAAAUAUACAAUUUAUUUUUCCUACAUAAUGUUCCAAAGAAUGGAGAAGAGUCAGAAAAAUAUGCAAAAAGAAAAGAAUUAUUAUAUGACUACUUUAUUUUGUAUUAAAUGAUAAUCUUGGCAGAGAGCCUCGAUGAUAUAAAAGAUAAAAUUAAUUUGCAAUGAAAAUAAUAUGAACAUUAACUAAAUGUCUUGUGACUAUAAGAAGAAAAAAGGUGCAAAAAUUGCUUUGCUGUUUCUUAUAUUUUUUAUACGGUACAGUAACGUGUUUGUAGUAAGAUGGCUUUAUUGAUAUCGGUUGAGAGUAUAUCUUGUUCUUGUGUUGAUUUUGGAAUCAAUGGUCAGGGGAGGUACUCCUAAUCUUUCUUUUUAAUUUGGUGAUAUGGAUUACUGAAAAUAUUUUGAAUCAACGACAGCACUUAGUAUGGGGUUGGGGGGGGGGGUUCCCCCAGGUAAUUGAUUUGCCCCCUGCCGCCAUUUUGACAACCAAAUUAUUUCCCACCUCCGUUUUAACCUGAUGACUGAAAGUAAAUUUGACCCAAAUCACACCCAUAUUAAUUCAGAAUGUUGGUGUAACCCCUAGCUCAAGAUUAAAGCUGGUGUAAGUCUAUCAUCGUGGUAAGACAAUCCUUUUUCCAGCAGUACAAAAUUACAUUAAAAAUUAAUGUUUGUCCCCCUUUAUUUUUGAUACCUCCCCCCCAAAAAAAGGAAUAUCUGUAUCCAACCCAAAACCACGUUUUGAUUAUAAGAUGUUUGGUUUAGAAAGAAUACUGUAUAAAUAACCUACCACAGAUUAUCUGUUUAUUACAAAUUUUGAAUACGUGUCUUUGUCAGUGUUAAUUUGGAUUGAUAAUAAGUUAAGGAUUUACUGUUUUUUCUUAGUAUAUGUUAUAAGUUAAAGAAAAAAAGAAAAAGUAAAACAACCUUAGUUGAGAUAAGUGAAAAUGAAUGUUUGCAGCUUUUAAAAGAUUGUUGUUUCCAAGUUGAGUUUUACCUUCGUUGAUGGUGUUGUAUUGUUUUCUUAGUUCAUUUUAAGUUCACAGAUUUAUUCCAUUGGUUGAAAUUGUUUGUUUAAAAUAUAUUUUAGUGUUUAUCAACUGAGGUAAAAUACUGGAUUCAGUGCCUUCGUUUAACUUAAAUGCCAAAUAUUUACAGGGUAAAAUAUAUUUCUAAUUUUAAAUACAGUAUUCUAUGCAAAAAUGGUGAUAUUGAAAUAUUAUAAAAAGUGUAAUAAAAUACUCGAAGAUACAAAAAUUCUAAACCACUUAUAUUUUGAAUUAGUAAAUGCUUUGAGUGGGUUUUAGCUAAUUUUGUAGAAUAAUUAUUUGAUUGUCCGGAGAAUUGCUUCAAAAAUUGAGAAGUGUGUUAUAGAAUAUGUUAUUGUUGAAUUUUGAAAUCAAUUAUUACCUUUGCGCAGGUGCUUUUUAAGAGUGUUUCAAUUGUGUUGUAUAGUUUAAGUGAGUAGGUUUGCGAUUUGAUGUUUCAAAUGUUACAAAUGUUUUUAGUAAGUUUAAGACAAUUGUUAUGGUAUUUUUCAAAACAGAUUUUUGCCCAUUUUGAAUCAGUUUGCCAAAGGUAAUGUUUUCUAUUUAAGUUUUAGUUUUGUCCUGCAUUGAGGGCACCCUGCCGCGUUUGCAAUUACUGGGACGGUGAUAAAUCAAAUCAAACAAAUGUUCUUGAGUAUUCUUGAGCCAUGUGGUGCUCUUCUGGUUUCCCACAGAUCUUAAAAACUUCAGAGUUUCCCGGUUUCUCACAAAUCAAUGUGGGACAAAACUAGAAUCAAUUGUUCCUUCCCUCCUCUGCAAAAUAUUCAAAUUUGUAUUGUUUCGAAGAAGAAAAUAAUAAUAAUUAAUGCCCAUAUGAGGACUUCUAAUUUAAAUAAAACGCUCAUUGUAGUUAAUUUUUUUCAAAUUGAUUGUAUUUAAUAAUAAUAAUAAUAAGUGUGUAUGGCCUGGUUUUAAGAGGGUCGAUAUGUUAUAAGUAUGCGUUAGUAUUUGUAGUUUUUGGGCUGUGUGCACUUGGUUUUGGUUUGUUUGAAAGUUGUUCAUAAACAGUAUUUGGUUUUUCAUAGUUAUGGCUUACCGUUUUCAGGCAAAACAUAUUUGUCUUUCAAAGUAAUUAUCAGAAAAAGAAAUCAUAAUUAAUAAUUAAAAUUUAGUUUUGCAUCAGUGAUCAUUUAUAAGGUAAUGACAUUUUGAUAUAUUGUAAAAUGAUCAGUCAUAAAUUAUUUUUGGCUUAAUCAGUGUAAUCAGUGCCACCAAGAAAAAAAAAAUGAUUUUGUGAAAGUGUAUUUUGAGAUUUAAGAAGAAGAAGAAAAAAAAGUUGAUAUAUUUGUACCUUUUAGAUGCCUUAAUAUAACUUAUAAAUUCAUGGUUUAGGUUUCAAAGCUUUGCAUGGUAGGAGAGAAAAUUUAUUUUGUUUACUAUAUUAUUCAGCCAUGUUGAUACUCAAACAGUGAUUAUAGUUUUAUUGUAAAACUCAUCUGGAAAUUUUAUUUCCUGGGUUUUUAAUUUAGAAUGUUGCAAAAUUUUGAAGUUUGAAAUAUUGUUUAUUUACCUAACAAAGUUUGUUAGUAUUUGUUAUAUUAUGUAGUAGCAUGUGUUGUUAAAUGUACAUAUUUAUAUAUAUCUAACAUAAAAAAAGUUAUUUUAUUUUAGAGUACGGUAAAACAGUUUUAAAAAAAACAGUUAAGAUUACCAAUCCUUGUUCUAAGCUCAAGUUAUCUUUGACAUGGUAUUUCGCCAGUUUUCUAUAAAAACAAAACAUCUUUUGCGUUGUAUAGUUCUAAUAGUAAGGGGCCAUCCAAAGUUUUCAAUUUUUGCACUGGGCACAAAGAGUAUGAAGAGAGAGGAAGUUGGUCAGAUAUGUUGGUGACUUUUAUAAGGUAUUUAAUAUGUUGUUAUUUAAAUAAGGUUCACAAAUUUUGACAGGAAGAUGAUGAUAAGUUCUAUCAUUUGGGGGAGGGGGUUGGAUUCUUCAUUCGUAGUUUCUCUGCAAACCUGAAAAUGCUGAAAAACUUUGGAAGGUCUCUUAAUUGAAUUGGAUUAUUUUAUCUCUGUUGCCCCUCUGUUGCAAUAUUGCUAUCUCUAGCCCUAAUUUUGGCUGGUAACUUUAUUCUGGCAAGCGUAUUUUUGUUGUGCUAACCUACAUUGUAUUUUGUGCUUGAGCAGUUCUUUAUAAAAUUGGCUCAUGUUAUGAGACUUCUAUUUAUGUUAAGAGAAUGAUAUCUCUGUUAAAAAGAUUGACCACUUCACCUGACUUCAGCAAAACAAUCACCUGUGACAUCAAAAUUCGUUUUGCACAAAGAAUUCGCAGGAGGUAUGAACUGGGCUUUACAGGAGCUUGUUUUAGGUUGAUUUCAACUUUUAUUUAGAAGAUGCAAGUUAAUCUUUGUAAGCAAAUAUUUUGUGCAAUGUCAGACUGACUGCCACAUUAGCUAAAAAUAUGUUCUUUAUGUUGAAGAUCCUAUAGUAGAGAAGACUCGUAACUAUUUAUUCACCUUCUGUUUUCUGCAAUUUCUUUUUACAAUGAUUUGAUAAACGCGUUGAAUAAUGCCGUGUAAGCUUAUUAUAUGAUUUUUUAUUAAUUUUGCUCAUUCCAAAUCAUUAUUUAUUUGUGGAUCCACUGUAGGGUGUGAUUUCACAACUUCCAAAGUUCUAACCAAAAAGAUGUAGCGCAUUAAAAAUGUUGACAUAAUAAAAUGUUCCUGCUCUUUAUACACA